This is a messenger RNA of Pungitius pungitius (ninespine stickleback), 1907 nucleotides long. RefSeq names its product B-cell receptor CD22-like. NCBI's taxonomy places the organism in Eukaryota, Metazoa, Chordata, Actinopteri, Perciformes, Gasterosteidae. Bases 39 to 1658 code for a protein of 539 amino acids. The record is from RefSeq and is a predicted model, not a curated record. The transcript has 9 exons.
CACAGCGUCCCUCUGUGUCAGUGAGUCCCUCUGCUGAGAUGAUGGAGGGUGAUUCAGUGACUCUGACCUGUAGCACUGAUGCUAACCCAGCAGCUAGCUACACCUGGUACAAGGAGGAUGGAACUUCAGACCCUCGUCUUCUCAGUGAAGGACCUCAGAUGGUCUUCAGCUCCAUCCAGUCCUCUGACUCUGGAAGGUAUUCCUGUGCAGCUGAGAACCAGCUGGGGAGGAAGAGGUCUGACUUAAUCUCUAUCGAUGUGAAAUAUGGUCCACAGCGUCCCUCUGUGUCAGUGAGUCCCUCCGCUGAGAUGAUGGAGGGUGGUUCAGUGACUCUGACCUGUAGCACUGAUGCUAACCCAGCAGCUAACUACACCUGGUACAAGGAGCAUGAAGACUCACCACGAGCAUCAGGACAGAUGUUCACCAUCACUGACUUCAGAGCUGAACACAGUGGGAAUUAUUCCUGUGAAGCCCAGAACGAGAUGGGACGUAGUACCUCCACCUUACUUCAGAUUACUUUUUCAGUGAUACAGAGUCAGGACGGAUGGGGAGUGAUUUACUAUCAGACUGAGAUCUGUGCUGUAAAAGGAUCAAGAGUGGAAAUAAGCUGUACCUACACACACCCACUUGGAAUAAAUCACUAUGAUAUAAAGGACAGAUUCUGGUUCACUAAAGAGAAAGAUGGUGAACCUGUGGAUCUGAGAACAGACUCUGAGUAUUCAGACCGUGUGGAGUAUGAAUGUUAUAAGAAGAGUUGCUAUCUGACCAUCACAAACCUGAGAGAGAGCGACUCAGCUGAGUACAAAUUCACAUUCAGGACAAACAAAGGAGAGAAAUAUACUGGUUCACCUGGAGUCACUUUGUUUGUCACAGGUUCAGGUCUCCAGGUGCAGGUGAGCAGAUCAAAUUCUACCAGGUUGGAGCUGAGGUGUCACAGCAGCUGUGAUCUGUCUCAUCAUCCUGGAUACCACUGGUUCAAGAAUGAAAAGUACAUCCAGACAGGAUCUUCUCUUCUAGUCUCCUCUGGUUCUACAGACAGAUAUUCCUGUGAUUUAAGUGGAUCUUCUAGUCAACGUUCUCCUGCAGUGUAUGGUCCACAGCGUCCCUCUGUGUCAGUGAGUCCCUCUGCUGAGAUGAUGGAGGGUGAUUCAGUGAAUCUGACCUGUAGCACUGAUGCUAACCCAGCAGCUAACUACACCUGGUACAAGGAGCAUGAAGACUCACCACGAGCAUCAGGACAGAUGUUCACCAUCACUGACUUCAGAGCUGAACACAGUGGGAAUUAUUACUGUGAAGCCCAGAACGAGAUGGGACGUAGUACCUCCACCUUACUUCAGAUUACUUCUUCAGGUGGAGAUACAACAACAAUGAUAAUAAACAUCACCAGGUGGACUCUGCUGGUUCUGAAUCCGAUGAUUCUGCUUGUCUUCUGUCUGUGGAUGAGGAAGAAGAAAGCUGUGAGCUCCACCACUGAACCACAUGAGCCCAGAGAGGCUGUGGAGAUGGACCUUCAUCCUGAGUAUGAGAACCUCUCAGCACAGAGAGAAGACCCAGAGGAGCAGGAAGACCAGAUGCAGUGGAACCAGAGGGAGACUCACCUGGACGGAGACAGGAACAAGUGGACAUAUUUCCCUUCAGAACCACCAGUUAUUAUCUGAGGUCUUUUUAUUUCAUUCUCUUUGCUCUUCAAUCGCUGUUCUUAUUUUAAAUGUUCUUUUUUAUGACUUGUAUCGGUGGAGAACUUUGAUUUUCAUUGUUGCUGAAAUGUGUUUCAUAGAUAAACUUGCCUUAAACAACAGAACCAGUGGCUCUUAGCAGAAUAUUCAUGAUGCUUUAAUUAUACCUGUGUUGGUACUUGUGUCCAUGAUUUAAUUGAAAUGCAAUAAAUUGCCUUUAACAAAUACUGA